AUGACACACCAGUUCUCGAAGAUAAUUGCGGAAAACCCUAUUGGGAAAGGCCUUGGUGCCUUCCGCGCCUCGUUCGGCGCCAUCUGUGAAAGCGCAAGCAUAUCCCGCACUCCAGACGCGGUCGAGCGACUUAGCCACGAGAACCUCCAGAACCUCACCCUUGUCCUUCUUUCAAAUCUACGAAUCCUUCCUGCAUCUCGCCUGCUCCGUUCCAGCGGCCGUAGCGAGAGCCUCUUCAGCGAUCUCUCAAGACUCGAUUCCGCCGUCAGCUCCGACGACUUCGACUUCGACCGCAUCAUACCUCUCCUCAAGUCAGCAAUUACCGACGAUAACGAUGUCCUCAUCUGGAAGCAAGUCUACAAAGCGGUUACCGAACCUACCCCGCAUCCCCAGACGAUAGCCUCCUCUCUUCAGCAAACUCCGUGGCUUCACAAUACGGGAAGUUUCGCAAACUCCUCCGAGUACCGCAAAGAUGUGGACAGAGUCCUCAGAGAUGAGUUAGGCGUUAUGUACGUCGGGCUCCCUCAAUUCUACGAGACAUACUUCGGACGAGUGGCAGAUCUCAGGACAGCAUCCGAGGCUGUCUUCGAGAAAUGCAAGGAAGGUAGCGAACCACUCUUUAGUGGUGGGUGGAGCGGAUGGCCAGAAGACGCGAAUCAGGACCAUGUCUUGAGCUGGUUUUCGGAGUUGAGCGAGAAGCUAGCGACGUUUGCAGAAGACUACAGGUCUAUCCCGACACAUCGACGACGGCCAUUGGCACAGCCCAACAAAGCCAUCCAGGGCUCAACCGCCGAACGCAAGCUCGAUGUUGGCUUCGUGGACGACCCCAAGGCCGGGAAAGACUCGAGAUGCCACUGGUCACACAUCCUCGUACCAGGCGAGUUGAAGAGUAAUCCUGCGGCCGGUACAGCGGCCAAGGCCUGGCUCGACAUCGGCACGUACGCGAGGGAAGUCCUCGCCGCUCAAGACACUCGCCGAUUUGUUUUGGGCUUCACCAUAUGUGGAUCUCUUAUGAGAGUUUGGGAAUUUGAUCGACUCGGGGGUCUCGCAUCUGAGCGGUUCGACAUCAACGAGGAUGGGUCCCGGCUUGUGUUUACGGUCCUCGGGUUUCUCUGGAUGAGUGAGGAGGAACUUGGCUUCGACCCAACAUUUACAGCGGCUAACGGCCAGCGCUUCAUCGAGAUCGAGCGGAAUGGCUCGAAGGAACGCCUCAUCAUUGACGAGGUAAUGCAGCGAGCACGUUGCGUCGCUGGUCGGGCCACAACAUGCUGGAGAGCUCAUCGCGAAGGCAUGCCACAGAUGCCGCUCAUCAUCAAAGACUCAUGGCAAUACCUAGAGCGCGAUGAGGAAGGCGAGCUAUUAUGCGAGGUGACUCGCAAAGGCGUCAUCAACAUGGCUAGACACUAUCACCACGAAACGGUUCAGAUACAUGGAGCGGAUGACGACGUCCGAAAUAAUGUUCGCGGAGGAUUAGACAUCACCCUUGCUACGAACUAUCGGCCGGAACGGUCGGCCCUCCAACCGGCCAUGUCAGCGUCGGAGGUUUCGGGAAGAGGUCGCAGAAGCAGCGCCAUUGCUGGCUCGAAACGAUCGUCUAGCCAAACCGGCGCCUCUCUCCCACACAGCAAGCGGACUUGUUCAGCAUCUCCAGUAAAAGCUGGUGGCGAUCUAUCCAAUCGGGUACAUCGGCGUGUGAUUCUUCGCGACUAUGGAAAGCCAAUCUACAAGGUCAGCUCCCGAACGUCUCUACUUGCCGCGCUUAGCGGCUGUAUCGAAGGGCAUGAGUCUCUGCGCAAGGCUGGCGUCCUCCACAGAGACAUCUCCAUCAACAACCUCUUGAUCAACGAGGAUACGAACAAUCCCUCCAGUCGUUCGUUUCUAAUUGACCUAGAUCUCGCCAUCAAAGAGGAUCGAGAAGGUGCGUCGGGAUCCAAAGGGAAGACCGGUACAAGAGCGUUUAUGGCAAUCGGGGCGCUUUUGGGCGAACAACACUCUUUCAUGCACGAUCUCGAGUCAUUCUUCUGGGUGCUCUUUUGGAUAUGCAUUCAUUGUGAAGGGCCAGCCGAGACCAGAGUUGUCAAAGAAUUCGACAAGUGGAACUAUAUGGACAUUGGGGGGCUGGUGAAGGAGAAAAAAGGAGAAGUAUCUCAUGAGGGGGACUUCAUCAAGUCCGCUAAGAAUAAUUUCACUCCUUAUUAUCAGCCAUUAAUACCUUGGGUUAACCGGCUACGCAAAGCUGUGUUCCCAAAUGGUGGGAGGUGGGAGAGGGAGGACGGAGGGCUAUAUGUUCGGAUGCGGCAGAUCCUCCAGGAGGCCCAAGAGGAUCCGAAGGUGGCCGAGUUGUAA
Molecule: messenger RNA, 2346 nt
Organism: Lasiosphaeria miniovina
Lineage: Eukaryota; Fungi; Ascomycota; Sordariomycetes; Sordariales; Lasiosphaeriaceae
Exons: 2
Coding region: 1-2346 (781 amino acids)
Biological process (GO): protein phosphorylation
Molecular function (GO): protein kinase activity
Source: RefSeq, a predicted model, not a curated record